Molecule: messenger RNA, 2753 nt
Organism: Calliphora vicina (urban bluebottle blowfly)
Lineage: Eukaryota; Metazoa; Arthropoda; Insecta; Diptera; Calliphoridae
Gene: Cog6
Product: conserved oligomeric Golgi complex subunit 6
Exons: 4
Coding region: 68-1957 (629 amino acids)
Biological process (GO): intra-Golgi vesicle-mediated transport
Cellular component (GO): COG complex
Source: RefSeq, a predicted model, not a curated record
UUUAUUUUCUUCAUAAAUAUUUUUGUUGUGACGUGUUUUUGUAAAUAACAAUAUAUUUUGUGGGAAAAUGUCGUCAAUUUGGAGUAUGGAAGAGGAUGAAGGAGACCGUUUGCAAAGACGUAUAGACAAGAUAUUGGAGACACGAUUGGACACUGAAAAGGAUACACUCGAAGCUUUAAAGGAUUCAUCCAACUUUUUUGUGGAAAAUAGCUUGCAAAACAGGCGCAAUUUGCGUAGCCAGAUAGAGAAGAGAUCCGUUAGUAUAAAUGAGAACUUUUUAAAAUCUUUCCGUGAAGUUAAAUUAAGCCUCGAUGCUGUUUGCAAUGACUUGGAUACAUUGAGCAGCUCGGUGCAAGCAAUGAAAAAUGAUUUGGAAUCCUCCAAGGCCUUGACACAUGACCUUAUUAAGCAAACAAAUGAUUUGCAAGAUCAACGAGAUCAUUUGCAAGUACAUAAACAAGUUGCCGAAGCCUUUUUGGCACGGUUUCAACUAAGUGUCCCAGAGCAUCAAAUAUUAUAUGGUACUUCAAAGGAUUCUGCUAUAAGUCCAGAGUUUUUUGACGUGUUGGACCGCGUACAGAGUAUACAUGCAGAAUGUCGUGUUUUGAUGCAAUGUGGCUAUCAAACAGCAGCUGAAGAUAUUAUGGAAGAGAUGACAUUACAUCAAGAGGGCGCAUUGGAAAGACUGUACAGAUGGACACAAAAUCACUGCAGAAAUUUGGAUAACAAUGAAAUUGGUCCUUUAGUUGUCAGAGCAAUGGGACGCUUACAAGAUCGCCCCGUACUAUUUAAGUACGUAAUCGAUGAAUAUGCUAUUGCUCGUAGAGCUGUGCUAGUUCGUCUGUUCAUUGAUGCUUUGACUGAAGGAGGUCCUGGUGGUAAUCCUAAGCCCAUCGAAAUGCAUGCUCAUGAUCCAAAACGAUACAUUGGAGACAUGUUUGCUUGGCUCCAUCAGGCUAUACCUAUAGAGAAAGAAAAUUCAGCUUUGCUCUUUAAAUUGUGUCAUAAAAAUGAUCUUUCAGAGCAAAUGCAAAAUGCUUUAGCUUAUAUAGCUGACGGUGUUUGUCAUCCAUUAAAAGUACGAGUGGAAACAAUUCUCAACUCAGAGAAAGACACCAUUGUGCUGUUCGCUAUAUCCAAUCUGUUAAGGUUCUAUCAACAAAUAAUGAAACAAGUUGUACAAGGCGGAAGUUUAGAACAGUGUCUUACGGAUUUGCAAAAGUCCAGUGAAGAGAUUUAUCUCAAUUCAUUGUCGAAUCAAGUGCGUACAAUUUUACAGAAAAACGCUACAUCAGGUACAGGUUUAGAGCCUCCGCAAAGGGAUCUUGUGCCACCUUCAAGCCUUGGUCGUUUGUUGAAUUUGCUGAAAGAAAUACUUUCUGUGGCUACAAUGGUUGAUGGUCGUCAAUCGGAUAUAACCAAGAUCAUAUCGUGUAUAAUCGACCCGUUACUGCAAUCAGUCCAGGAGUCGGCCUCUCAUUUACCAACAGUAGAUAUGGCUGUGUAUCUACUUAAUUGUUUGUACCACAUGCAAAGUACCUUGGCCGUCUACGAGUACAUGGACGAACGCGUCGAACGUUUACAGGCGCAAUCAGAGGCUCAAAUAGAUACUCUCACAUCAGAGCAGGCUUCCUCCUUAGUGUCUAAUUUACAAUUAGGUCCAAUUUAUACGAUUUUGCAAACAAAUCAAUCGAAAAUUGAAUCUAAUCUCUUGAAGAUUUUCAUGAACAAAAUGGAAGCGUUUCUUCAAAUGCCUGAUGUAUUGCUGCUACCACAAAUACAAUUAAUCAUGUCCAGCUCCCAUCGUACGGCCGUACAAAAGAGAUCUUUUAACGUCAUUGUUGCAAUCUAUAAGCAAAUCUUCGAACGAAUUCAUGACCCAGAAAAUGGUUUUGAACAUCCAGAGUCAAUAUUUUCAAAAACACCUCAACAAGUGGCAAAGAUAUUAGCAGUUUAAUUUAAAAACAAAAAUCAUAUUUGCGGGGGGAAGUGAAUUAGCCUAUACAUAUAUUUUAAAAAUUGCAAAAAGUUAUAUCUCUGAUGUGUGCAUAAUUGUUAAGUACUUGCAAAUAUAAAAUAUGUUUAUGCAUACAUUUGUAUAUCAGUUUAGUUUCAAACUAAUAACGGAUGUUUAAAUAAGACAAGAAAGCUGUCUUUUACUUUACUUAAGUUUACCCAUUUAGUACAUUGUGGAUUGAUAUACUAAAAGAUUGCCAUAAAGAGAAGAAAAUAAAAUAUAAAUUAAGUAAAAAAGUAUAAACUCAAAAGAAUAUGAAGAACUAGACAAAACAAAUUGAAAGAAAAACAUUUUAAAUUGCUUGAGAUGAAAAACGUACGCGUUCUUAAUAAAUAAAUAGUUUUGAAAAUAAAGCGUAAUUAUUUAAUCGGAGAAAUUAAAAAGUGAUUGCUUAAAUUUUUGUAUUUUGGGGAAAUUUAAAUUUAUUAUUUACUUUAAAUUAUUGUUAUUACUGGUACUCAAACAAAAAAUUUUCAAUUAAUAUACAAAUACAUUGAAGAAAGAUGAGAGAUUUGUUUAGUGUUGCAUACAUUAUGUACGUGGUAUGUGUGUACUUGCCACACAUCAAUCAUUUGCAAUAACAGUGUCAUAACAUUAAAAUUUGUAAUUCUCUGAACAAGUUGAUUUUUUUUUUUUAAAAAAUUGGCGAUUUUUGUGGUGAAAAUGUCAUAACAAAAUAUUCAUCAAAGGUAAGUUCUAUGAUUAUGAAGUUAAUAAAUAAUUAAUGUACAUCAAA